Molecule: messenger RNA, 690 nt
Organism: Salpingoeca rosetta
Lineage: Eukaryota; Choanoflagellata; Craspedida; Salpingoecidae
Product: 66S pre-ribosomal particle constituent
Exons: 3
Coding region: 250-690 (146 amino acids)
Biological process (GO): maturation of 5.8S rRNA; maturation of LSU-rRNA
Cellular component (GO): nucleolus; preribosome, large subunit precursor
Source: RefSeq, a predicted model, not a curated record
CACACGCGCUGCUUACACGCCAAACUUCAACCCGCGCGCACGUUGCCCUUACCCAUCUUUCGUCCACAUCUGCAGCACAGACACGUGCGACACGAGCCGUGCCCGCUUUUGUUGGUGGAGUGUGCGGAUAGCAUCUCCAAGAGCCCUUGAUCCCUGUUCUUUGUCCUCUCUCCUUCUCUCUCUCCUUCUCUCUCUCCUUCUCUCUCUCCUUCUCUCUCUCUUUCACCACACAACACAUAGCACACAACCAUGCCUCAGAACGAACACAUUGAGCGGCAUCGCAAGCUGCAUGGCCGCCGACUGGACCACGAGGAGCGCAUGCGCAAGAAGGCUGCACGCGAGGUGCAUCGCGUCUCCAAGCAGGCACAGAAGCUGCGCGGUAUCAAGGCCAAGCUCUUCAACAAGAAGCGCCAUGCCGAGAAGAUCCAGAUGAAGAAGACGCUUGCCAUGCACGAGGAGCGCAAGAGCAAGAAGAAGAAGGAGGCCGAUGUUCCAGAAGGCGCCAUCCCCCGCGUAUCUUAUGGAUCGUUGAAGGCGACGUUCAAGCUUCCCAUCCUGGGCGUGAAGAAGAACCCGUCGUCGCCGCUGUUCACGCAGCUCGGCGUGAUCACCAAGGGCACCAUCCUCGAGGUGAAUGUCAGCGAGCUCGGGCUCGUCACCACGGGCGGUAAGGUCGUGUGGGGCAAGUAG